Molecule: messenger RNA, 1518 nt
Organism: Symbiodinium necroappetens
Lineage: Eukaryota; Dinophyceae; Suessiales; Symbiodiniaceae
Source: the annotation of a GenBank genome assembly
AUGAGCUUGGACAAGCAGCCCGCCAGCUACAACACGAAUCUCAGCGGUGACGGUGACGAGAAGAGCAUGCUCGCGGCGCUCGACAUGCAGACGCCCCUGUACUAUCUGGGUGGUGCGCAUCGAGGAGCUGCAGAAGCGCUGCUCCUGGAAGCACCGGCAGAGGGGCACAAAAAGAACAGCAUCUUCCAACUCAUAGAGAUGCUGAAGAGCCAGGUGGCCAUUGCAGGCUCCCUGCAGAUGGCGAACAUCGCCGUGCGCCAUGUGGACCGAGAGCUUGCGGAGGCAACGAGCAGCGCCUACGAGCAGGCGCGCGACCUGUUCAAGAAAGCCGCAGACGUGGUCUCACGCUAUGCGGACGUCGCAAAACAGGUGAGUGAGCACGUUCUGCCCGACCUCCAACUGGCCGUCGAAGAGCAGGAGCCUGCAAUGGCGGCAGACAUGCUUGAGAUGGUCAAGGAGUGGGUGGCUGCCAUGAAGAAGGACAGCGACCUCAUUCGAAGCAACUACGGCGAGCUUCAGUCGGCCGUUCUGACGUUGGUGGAUCGAACCUCCCGCAGCAAGCAGGCAGCAGACGACAAGCUCGCCGCUGCCGUGGCCACGGCCAAGGAGGCCCAGAUUGCCAAGGCCACGCAGAACCAAACACACGGCUCAGGCGAUCCGAGCAGUGCCAGCUGCGGCUUUCCGGAUGAGCAGAUCGAGAAGCCCUACCAGGUGGCCACGCGCACCAGUCCAGACGUGUCCCCUCAGGUGAAGACGCAUGUCGCAGCCGAGGUGGACUCGCUCAUUGAGGUCACAGAUGAGUCCAUCCAGUUGCAGUCCAGCGUGACCACCACUCCGCAGUUGACCAGCAGCGAGUACAUGGCAUUGGUGCCCUACAAAGACAGCCUCUUCCCCGAGGCCGAGGGCGCAGCCGGACACGCCGCCGACUCCUCCAAGAGCUUGCUUAAGGCCUUGCACGAACUCCGGCGGGUGGACUCUAUUUUGGAGGGUUGCUCCGUGUUUUGGGCCGGCAUGGAUCGUGCUGUCCAUCAGCUGGGACAGAUGAAGCAGCAUGCGGAGCGUCUUGUGAACUUCGCCACGAGCACUCCGAAGCUCAGGGAGCGCUUCGACCAGCGGAUGUUGGAGUACGGCAAGAAUUGGUCUGACCUCGAAAAGCUUUGCCGGGAGUACAACUCGAAGCAUCACGACUCUGGGCUGCACACGAAUCGAUGUCACUUACACCUGGCUUCAAGAUCAGACUUCAGCAACGGUUUCCCGAGGGCAUUUUCCUGUAGCGAUGUAGCGAGCCAUGUCCAGCGAGAAUCCAUUGUCGCUCGACAUCUCGACAUAAUGACUCAGGCAAAGCCUUCGAUGACACGGGCGAAGCCGGGGAUUGCAGCCACGAAUCCAGCCAUCGCCCAGGGCGUCACAGGCUACCACAGUUCCAGCCUCGCUUGCAGCGUACUGCCGCAUGCGCCCAGGCAAGUUGGGGUUUCGGCAUGUACAGGGUUCUGCUCAGUAUGCUCCGCCCAUUUUUGA